CAGAAGUGGAAACGAAUUGGUCAUGGAGGGCAAGGCACUGUGUAUAGUGUUUAUUUAAAUAGUCUUGAAGAAAGUGUAGCUUUGAAGAUUUUACAUUAUGAUAUAAAAGAUAUUUCUAGUGAUGUGCUCAUGCGAAGUACCCUAGCCAUCCAGAAAAAAAAUAAUUUAGAUCCGAAAACCGAUGACUACUAUAUGGUUCUUCAACUCGCCAAUGAUGGAGACCUUCGUUCAUAUUUACUUAAAUCAGAAUUAGAUUGGACAACUAAAAUUAAAAUGGCGAAGGAAAUUUCCAAUGGGGUUAAUUAUAUACACGAUGCAGAGCUUGUUCAUCGUGAUCUUUUAAUAGCGCAAACUCUAUUGCUGUAG
Racocetra persica is the source of this 366-nucleotide messenger RNA. NCBI's taxonomy places the organism in Eukaryota, Fungi, Glomeromycota, Glomeromycetes, Diversisporales, Gigasporaceae. The record is from the annotation of a GenBank genome assembly.